AGACGUCAGAGAACGGUUCAAGAUGUUCAAGAGCACGACUGCUGCUGCCGCCGUGCUGCUGGCAUUGGCGCUGGCCUCUGUCGUGACAGGCCAGAUUACCUGUGACAAUGGUAACACACCAGUGGACGUCAAUUUUGAGGUCGACUACGAUGUUUACGUCGAGGGCAACCAGGUCAAGUACUGGGGCAAGAGCGGUACCAACUGGACGCAAGAUGAUAUCAAUCAGGACCGGUUGCUUGACGUCUUCUUCCGGGGCGCCAUUGUGGCCGUCGUCUUUGGCCUCCUCUUCUUUCUUGGCAUUUUGUGCUGGGCCAUGUGCCGCUGCUGUUGCUGCCGCCAGAAGUGCCGCCUCCACGAAGUCUCCGCCACCUGCCAGAUUGUUCUGCUAGUCCUGGUUAUCCUCAUGGUUGUCAUCGCCAUCAUCUUUGUUGGCGUGGGUCUCGGCGCUGAUAAGAAGCAAUCCGAUGCCAUGACUGGCAUUCCCGAGGUCGUCCAACUCUUUGCUGACAUCCCGGAUGAAAUUUACAACGCCUCGGUGCCCUUGUUUGAUCUUGUUGAAGAAACCAUCGACACCAUUGAAAACAAUGACGGCCUCCAAGCUGCUGGUGUCGAUGCCGACGAUCUCAGACAGAUUCGCGACGCCCUUGAAAGCAUCCGCGAAGAAGCCAGCAGCUUUGAUGCUUCAGAGCUGACCAAGUCGUUUGAUGAUGAUUUGCAAGACUACGACAAGUCCCGCUCACGAUUCCUUCGUGCCGUCCUCGGCGUCUUGUGCGCCUUUGUCGUCUUGACGGCUAUUUUUGCCCUGUGGAACGCCAAGGGUCCCGACACGUGCCGCCCGGCCGCCACCGGCGCUUGCAAGCCCAUCACAUGUAUCAUCUCAUCCUUGACCCUCCUUCUCGUCCUUAUCCUCUGGAUCGUGGCCGCCGUCUUCAUCUACGUUGCCCAGCUUUCCAGCGACUUUUGCAUUGACGCGGACGUCCACGUCAUGCAGCUGGCCGAGUUUGAUGCUUCUGCAGACGGCGACAUUGGUGUCUAUUACAUCACCUGCGAUCAGGAUGAAACCCUUCGCUCGUGCAACAAUCCCUUUCAAGGCGAUAUGAAUAGCAUCCUUGAGGCGCUUGAGGAUUUCGGCACAACUGUGAAUGACAUUGACUGUUCCGGUGCAGCUCCCUAUGUCGCGGAGUGUGAGAGCGGCAAGCAAGAAUUGAUCAACGCUUACAACGAGCUCAACAACAUCACCACCACCUUUGUCGAUGCUGUUCUAGGCUGCGGUCUUUUCAACGAGCGCUACCAAGCGGUGGUCAUUUUGCUGUGCAACGAUUUUGCCGGUUCUAUCGGUUCCACCACUCAAGUCCUUCUUGGCUUUGCCGUCAUCUUCUCUCUCACUGAGAUCUUCGCUCGCCUGCUCUCGGAUACAUUCGAGGAGCAGUAUGGUGAUCUUGAGGCUGGCAGCAAGGCAGUCUAAUCCCUUCCUGAUUCAGUGAUCUUUCAAUCUUUUUUUCUUGCUAAACGCGCUGUAUUCUUUCCUUCUGUUGUUUCUUCUCCCCAUUCCAUGUUGUGUACACCCUCCCCAGCUGCGGGCCGCGACUACUGUCAAGUUGGCUGGCUGCUGGCUUGACAACAGUCGCGUUGAUUGGCCCACCGCUCUGGAACCUUGUGUCAUCCGUUUUUGGGUCCCUUAGUUGUGAUCCCACGCACUCAUGCACGUCACCGCACUUUGUCCGGGAGCUUUGAUUGGUCGUGUCUAGAGUUGUGUUCAUCGAGUUGACUGUGCUUGUUCUGAAUUGAUCUACUCAAUAGA
Messenger RNA from Monosiga brevicollis MX1, 1801 nucleotides. RefSeq lists its product as uncharacterized. Gene Ontology annotation, cellular component: plasma membrane. The record is from RefSeq and is a predicted model, not a curated record. Gene Ontology annotation, molecular function: intracellularly calcium-gated chloride channel activity; volume-sensitive chloride channel activity. The transcript has 10 exons. NCBI's taxonomy places the organism in Eukaryota, Choanoflagellata, Craspedida, Salpingoecidae. The coding region runs from base 23 to 1465 and encodes 480 amino acids.